This is a messenger RNA of Prunus mume (Japanese apricot), 1303 nucleotides long. Its product is annotated as long-chain-alcohol O-fatty-acyltransferase. The record is from RefSeq and is a predicted model, not a curated record. Lineage: Eukaryota; Viridiplantae; Streptophyta; Magnoliopsida; Rosales; Rosaceae. Gene Ontology annotation, biological process: lipid metabolic process.
AAAAAAUCAAGGUUUAACAUUUAAACGAAGGCAAAACAUUGCCCAAAGUUGGUGUAUUUUGAGAGAAGCUAAGGGAGAGAGAAUACGAAAAAAGAGGAAGGAAUCAAGAAAUGGAUGGCGAAAUCAACAACUUCAUCAAGGUAUGGAUCCUAACCAACACCUCUCUAUGUUAUUGUUACUACAUAGCAGCCAAAAUCCCAAAGGGCAUCAUCAGGCUCAUCUCUCUCCUCCCCAUCUUCUACAUCUUCAUCAUCCUCCCCUUGAAUCUCCACUCAUUCCAUCUCUGUGGGCCCACAACUUUCUUUCUGGUUUGGCUUGGCAUCUUCAAGCUCCUCCUCUUCUCCUUUAACCUUGGCCCUUUAUCCCCAACCCCACCAACACUUGUUCAAUUCAUCUCCAUAGCUUGCCUUCCCAUCAAAAUCAAACAAAACCCACCUCAAAAAUCACCCCAAAACACAGAUCAAAACCCUCUAACCCCUCAAAAUAACAAAAACCCAUCUCACCAAACCACCCCAAAACCCAAGAAAUCUGUGAACCCAAUUGAUCAAACCCUCACAAAUGUGCCCAAUAAGUCAAUUUUGCUGGCCAUAAAAGCCUUGCUUUUGGCUUUGGUCAUUAGGACAUAUGAAUAUAGACCACAUUUACACCCAUACAUAAUCUUGGCUCUGUACUGCUGCCACAUGUACCUUGGCAUAGAACUUGUGCUGGCCUUGAGCGCCGUCCCAGCUCGAGCCAUACUUGGAUUUGAGCUCGAGCCGCAGUUCACAGAGCCCUACCUUUCCACUUCGCUUCAAGACUUUUGGGGCCGCAGGUGGAACCUCAUGGUCACCAACAUCCUACGCCCCGUCGCCUACGACCCCGUACGCCGUAUAUCUAUGCGUAUACUUGGGCCUCGGUGGGCCCGGUUCUUGGCUGUGAUGUCCACUUUUGCGGUCUCAGGUUUAAUGCACGAGGCGAUAUACUAUUAUCUCACACGUGUGUCUCCCACGUGGGAAGUGACGUGGUUCUUCGUUCUACAUGGCGUUUGCGUGGCAGUUGAGGUGGAGGUGAAGAAGGCUGCAGCUGAUAGGUGGCGGUUGCACCCGGUGGUUUCGGGGCCAUUGACGAUAGUGUUUUUGGCCGUGACGGGCAAUUGGCUGUUCUUCCCUCAGCUGCUGAGAAAUGGUGUGGAUUUGAAGGCUAUACAUGAGUAUGGGAUUAUGGUAGAUUUUGUCAAGGCUCAUCUGCCCUUGCGCAUUGUUGGUGCAAAAGAUAGUUGAUUGAUACACACUUUAUGUGUAGGUGCUCAUUUUUAUGCCAAAAA